UUUCCAGCUGGAACCAUGAAGUGUGCAGAAGAGAAAAAAAAAAGGUUCCUACUGUGCCUGAAACCCUUAAGACAAAGCAAAAGAAUUUCACAGAGCUUAAGAUCAAGCACCUGAGAAAGAAGUUUGCCCAAGAGAUGCUUCGAAAGGCAAGGAGGAAGCUUAUCUAUGAAAAAGCUAAGCAUUACCACAAGGAAUACAUACAGAUGUACAGAAUUGAAAUUCGAAUGGCUAGGAUGGAACAAAAAGCUGGCAACUUCUAUGUACCCGCAGAACCCAUAUUGGCAUUUGUCAUCAGGAUCAGAGGUGUCAACGACGUGAGCCCAAAUGUUCGAAAGGUGCUACAGCUCCUUUGCCUCUGGCAGAUCUUCAAUGGCACCUUUGUGAAGCUCAACAAGGCUUCAGUUAACAUGCUGAGAAUUGUGGAGUCAUACAUUGCAUGGGGGUACCCAAAUCUGAAGUCCGUAAAUGAAUUGAAAUACAAACAUGGUUAUGGAAAAAUCAGCAAGAAGCAAAUUGCCCUGACAGGUAACGUGUUGAUUGCUCGAUCUCAUGGGAAAUAUGGCAUCUUCUGCAUGGAGGAUUUGAUUCAUGAGAUCUAUACCAUUAGAAAACAUUUCAAAGAAGCAAACGAUUUCCUGUGGCCCUUUAAAUUGUCUUCUCCACGAGGUGGAAUGAAGAAUAAGACCAGUCAUUUUGUAGAAGGUGGAGAUGCUGGCAACAGGGAAGACCAGAUCAACAGGCUUAUUGGAAGGAUGAAUUAAGGUAUCUACCAGGAUUAUUUUUUAUAAUCUCCUCAGUUAAUAAACAAUUGAAACAAAUUAAAAAAACAAAACAAAACCUUUGAGAUAGAUGUUGUCAUUAUCCACAUUUCAUAGAUGGGGAGAUUGAGGCAGAGAAACUGAGUUUGCCCAAAGUCACAACUGGCAGCUAAAAUCUGCCUGGAUUCAGAAUUCACACUUUUAACGUGUGUUACUGCAGUUGACCCUUGAACAAUGCUGCAGGGAGGGGCACUGACCUUGAGCAGGAGAAAAUCCAUGUAUUAUUGCAUUCAACCCUUCAUAUAAGUGAUUUUGUAUUCUCAGAUUCAAGCAUCCAAAUGUGUAGUGUUGUAGUCUGAAUAACUGGACCUGUACAGUUCAUACCCAUAUUCAAGGGUCAACUGUACUCAAAAGAGGAUUUGUGGGAGACAUAAGAGAUGUUGAUUUGAUCCCUGGAUUGGGGAGAUCCCCUGGAGGAGGAGAUGGCAACUCACUCCAGUAUUCUUGCCUGGGAAAUCCCAUGGACAGAGGAGCCUAGCAGACUCUCAGGUCACAAGAGUCAGACACGACUUAGUGACUAAACAAUAAAAACACAAAGAUCCUAUUACUAGUAAAGAAAAGAGUUAGCCUUUGCUGAAGUAAAGUACAGAAGGCUGAAUUCAGAGCAAGGUGACAAUAUCUUAUUAAUGAGCACAAGCAACAGGUUUUAUGGUAAUGGAAAGCAAAUAUAUGUAAAGAAAUAUCAGGAAUGUUGGGGAACAUAACAUGGCCUAUUUCUAAGGUAAACUUUCUCAGAUCAUCCUUCUUGUGAGCUAGUAUGACUCUAAGAACUUCAGCAUCUGCUCAUGAACACUAAAGGAUCCAAACCUACCAGUCAGACUUUAUUUUCUUGGGCUCCAAAAUCACUGCAGAUGGUGACUGCAGCUGUGAAAUUGAAAGAUGCUUGCUCCUUGGAAGAAAAGCUAUGAUAAACCUCUGCUGUAUUAAAAA
Bubalus bubalis (water buffalo) is the source of this 1748-nucleotide messenger RNA. Its product is annotated as 60S ribosomal protein L7-like. Bases 135 to 761 code for a protein of 208 amino acids. Gene Ontology annotation, cellular component: cytosolic large ribosomal subunit. The record is from RefSeq and is a predicted model, not a curated record. Gene Ontology annotation, biological process: maturation of LSU-rRNA from tricistronic rRNA transcript (SSU-rRNA, 5.8S rRNA, LSU-rRNA). Lineage: Eukaryota; Metazoa; Chordata; Mammalia; Artiodactyla; Bovidae. Gene Ontology annotation, molecular function: RNA binding; structural constituent of ribosome. The transcript is spliced from 2 exons.